Papilio polytes (common Mormon) is the source of this 1392-nucleotide messenger RNA. It is a transcript of the gene aos, whose product is annotated as protein giant-lens. The record is from RefSeq and is a predicted model, not a curated record. The transcript is spliced from 4 exons. Bases 150 to 983 code for a protein of 277 amino acids. Lineage: Eukaryota; Metazoa; Arthropoda; Insecta; Lepidoptera; Papilionidae.
CGGCGCGCCCGCGGCCCGUCGCCAGUACGAGCUUGCCCGAGCACACGACACGACCCGCGCACCAAUACACAUACCGCGCAACACGACUCAACGACCAACUCGGCAACACCAACACGAUUCACCACCAACAGUACACCAGUGCGUUAGUGAUGCAAGUGUUAGCCACACUCCUGAUGGCGACUGUCCUCGGUGUCGUACGAGGAGUGAUCCGGACGCCCUUAGAGGCGUUCAGGCCUUCGGGUGAAAUACAUCUAAAAAGGCCGGACAAACUGCCUCUUCUGCCGCACAGGAGAACCGCGAUGCAAGCGAAAAGCGGACUCAAGAUAUUAUAUCAGAUUGGGAUGUCAGAGGAGGAUCUGCCGGAGUGCCGAGCGCGGCAGGUGUGCAGUAAGGCCGACCUGUACGACGCCGCACAGCCGUGGAUUGAGAGGAAAUGUCGGUGUUUAGGACACAAGCCUUGUUCCAGUGAGCUGUCAGCAGAUGAUAACCAUACAUUAUCGGACAAAACGACACUAUACAAGACGUGUGAGCCAAUCAAGAGAUUGCCAAAAUGCAGAUAUUUCAAAGACGCUGCCUGGACGAUAUACUCUUUCCCUGACACCAACGCAACGCAGCAGAUCGUCAAUUGUCACUGCCCGAAAGCCUCUAUGACGUAUUUGCUCAAGAAACUCUCUUACACGACAGCUAGCGGAGAACUUGGAAAUCAAUAUCAAUUCGCGUGCUCGCCGCUAAGCAGAUUGCGGUGUUCGAGGAAAGAGCCUUGCAAGUUGUUCAGUGUACGUCGGCGACACGAGCAGAUCGACGAGGUGAACGCCAGUACGAUCUGCCAGUGCCCCCGCGAGCACACGUGCCCCCGCCACCACACGGAACCAGGCGUGCUCCCUGGGGUCACGUACGCCGCCGAGGACAUCCGUACCUACCACGGGUACUGCUUACCUGAGCCCACACUAGAUACCUAUAGGUUCGUAGGUGAUAAGGACUGAAUUUACAAUUACGCAUUUAUAAACAAUAACAAUAUUAUCCUACGAGGUACUUAAAUCGUGCAUUCGUUUUUAAAAAUUACACAAGCAUCCGAUAUCCCAAAGACAAAGUAACAUUUGAAUAAGGAAAAAGCUUAUGAAAAUGUUGAAAUUAGCAAUGUUUGGUACGGCACAUCUUGGCAUGUAUUUAGUCCCUCACAUUUUGACAAUUCUACAAGUGAUAUCGCUAAUCGAAUUGACUUUGACAUCGAAUUGAAUUUCGAUUAUAACUACCGCAAGUAGAAUCGAUAGGAUGUGUUAAAAAUGUAUGGAAAUAACAUGACUUUUCGACAGUUAUUGUCAGUUUUAUACAUUUGAUUUUUAAAUCAUAAUCAAGUCACUUUGUCUGAGGGGGUAGGGUAUUGUUAUAAUU